AAAAUCGAUACAUGUAUAUAAUAGCAGCGUUAUAUAAGUAUAUAUACAUCUACAUAUACAUACAUCCGUAAUCAACGAUCUAGCCUUCGGGGUCAUUUGUCAAACACCCCCACUCACCUACCCGCCAAGUGAGCAACUUUACCGGGUUACUGGAACCUUCACCUCCUUACCUUAUCCCAACGACAGCAAGCUUUGCUGUACUACCGCGAGCAUAUACCAUACCUGGUUUAAUCAGAGAUAACCCUUGUCCUGCCUAUACCGAGCGAUAUCAAGUUAUAAGGUAAAUGUAUAUAUGUACCUAUCUGCAUAUGUAUAUCUGACUCCAGCUGCCCUUGUAUCUCGGUCUCGAUUUGAUCCUCAUCCCUACCACUGCACGCACGCACGUACUGUAUAUGCAUGCAUCAUCCAGGUCGCUGCGUUUAAUCUAAACGCACACCCCCCUAAACCUACCCUGUACUAGGUAUCCUUACUCUGACUAGAUCCAGCACCAGCAUCAAGCAACUUACACGCCCGCCAGCCAACCAUAGCCUCGCGUGUGUACCACCAUGCAGCAGCAGCAGCAGCAGCAGCAUCAGCAAGAACAAGCGCAGAAACCUGAUCUAGGCUAUGCAGAAAGUGAAAGUGGGAUGGAACGGCGGCAAGACCGCGGCGAAAGCAGCGACGAUUCCGCGCAUCUUAGCGCCAGCAGAGGUAACUCUUGUUCUGCAUCUGCAUCUGCCGUUGUCGACGGCACCGUGCCCAGAGAAGCGGUCACUCUGACCGGUGGGCGAGAGUUCCACCACCACCACCAACAAGAAGUCCGGCAUCAACGCCAGCCGAUGCACGAAGCUGUGCCCUCCACCUCCACCUCCACCGGUUCGCAUGGCGCGGCUAUACGAAACCAACAAAGCCACGUUUCCUCAUCAACUGGUACUCGAAUUAACUAUCCCAGUUCCAGCCCUAACGCUACCGCUACCGCUGCCGCUGCCGCUGCUACUAUCACUGCCGUUGCUGCUACCGCAAUGGACGCGAAUACUACUGCCGAGUCCUACGAGCAGCAGCACGUGCAUAGCGUAUACGAGACUAUCGCGUCGCACUUCUCCGCCACGCGGUACAAGCCCUGGCCCUUCGUCGCAUCCUUCCUGUCGUCGCUGCCCCCCGGCUCCGUGGGCCUUGACGUCGGCUGCGGGAACGGCAAGUACCUGAAUGUGAACCGGGACAUCGUGAUAAUCGGCUCGGAUCGCAGCGCUAACCUGGCGCGGCUAGCUCAAGACCUAAAAGCCAAGGGAAGUAACGGUGCCGACGUAGCAGGCGUCGCAGACGGGCUAUCGCUCCCGUUUGGAGGCGCGAGACGCGUCGACUUCGCCAUCUGCAUCGCGGUCGUCCAUCACUUGUCGACGCGGGAGCGUCGCGUCGAGGGCUUGCGGGCCCUGCUCGACUGCGUCCGUCCGCGCAGCGGCAAGGUCCUGGUAUACGUCUGGGCGCUGGAACAGGGAACCAGCCGCCGCGGGUGGGACGAGACUGCAGAUCAGGACCAGCUAGUGCCGUGGGUUAUGAAACCUAAUAAGUCCAAGAAAGAGAAGGCGGGAGAAGAGGCUAGUAAUAAAAAGGAAAACAACAAUACCAGCGGUGCGAGCGGUGCGAGCGGUGCGAGCGAGAGUGCAGGGGUAGCAGAUGCUACGUAUCAACGAUAUUACCAUCUGUACAGAAAAGGAGAGCUGGAGGAAGAUGCUCAGGCAGCUGGAGGCGAGAUUGUAGAGAGUGGCUACGAAAAGGACAAUUGGUGGGUUAUAGCGAGUCCCAAAGAAGAAUCCUCGUCGCCGUCUAUAGGAUCCCGAUAGCAAAUAGCAAUAGCAAUAGCAAUAGCAAUAGCAAUAGCAAUA
Molecule: messenger RNA, 1862 nt
Organism: Daldinia loculata
Lineage: Eukaryota; Fungi; Ascomycota; Sordariomycetes; Xylariales; Hypoxylaceae
Product: S-adenosyl-L-methionine-dependent methyltransferase
Exons: 2
Coding region: 546-1820 (424 amino acids)
Biological process (GO): tRNA wobble uridine modification
Cellular component (GO): cytoplasm; nucleus
Molecular function (GO): S-adenosylmethionine-dependent methyltransferase activity; tRNA binding
Source: RefSeq, a predicted model, not a curated record